Lithohypha guttulata is the source of this 762-nucleotide messenger RNA. RefSeq lists its product as uncharacterized. Lineage: Eukaryota; Fungi; Ascomycota; Eurotiomycetes; Chaetothyriales; Trichomeriaceae. Bases 1 to 762 code for a protein of 253 amino acids. The transcript has 2 exons. The record is from RefSeq and is a predicted model, not a curated record.
AUGGCUAAUCUCGCCUUUCCGGUGCGGUGCCCGCAUCCAUUAUGCUCAAUCGAUGUCGACGAUGAGGUGUCACUCUCGGACCAUUUUGUGGAUUUUCACGGCAUGAAGCUCGCACCAAAGCGCUCCAUGGGCAGCAGCAACAUUCACAAAGCCUCUGCCGACGUUUUUCAUACCGAACUUCCUGCAGACGCCCGCAUCGACGUUGGUGUGGCCUGUCAAUCUUUUGUUUCUGCAUCGAGCUCGUCUUCUGUUUCGUAUCUGUCUCCUGCUCAAUGCUACGACCUGCAGUCUAUCUUCAACCACUUUACAGAGAACACGUCGAAGAAAUCCUUUUCAGGUGCAGCCCAGCACGACUCGUAUAGGCAAGGGCUAUCUACGAUGGCCCACCUCCGAGACUUACAAGUGAGUCAGCAGUCGACGUUCACUUCACUGGAAGUGUUUGGUCAGCCCUCUGGUGACCAACGACGGGAGCUGGUGUCAGACACUGAUCUUUUGACAAUCAGUACCGAGCAGUACGUCUCAUGCUCCCAACUUUCAAGCAUCGCUACAGUUCAACAGGCUCUUCCUGCGACGGUGGAAACCUCCUGCACCUUUUCAUGUCUGUUUCCACGAAUCAAGCUGGUAGUUGGUGAGCGUUCGGCCUCGUUGGAAGCACAGAAGAGACGGAUACAUGAUCGUGAUCCUCCAGCGGCUGCUAUUAGCGACCAGGCACGACAUCCUCACCACAAAAAUCAGGUCAAGAAGCGGCGGAAGCUAGGCUAG